This is a messenger RNA of Talaromyces rugulosus, 1248 nucleotides long. RefSeq lists its product as uncharacterized. Gene Ontology annotation, molecular function: protein dimerization activity; DNA-binding transcription factor activity, RNA polymerase II-specific; RNA polymerase II cis-regulatory region sequence-specific DNA binding. The coding region runs from base 1 to 1248 and encodes 415 amino acids. The record is from RefSeq and is a predicted model, not a curated record. The transcript has 2 exons. Gene Ontology annotation, biological process: regulation of transcription by RNA polymerase II. NCBI's taxonomy places the organism in Eukaryota, Fungi, Ascomycota, Eurotiomycetes, Eurotiales, Trichocomaceae.
AUGACAGAGCAACGUCGUUUCCAAGCAUCGUCGUUGAAGCAUGCAGCCAGUACACCUUCGGACUUGACGGUCAGCCCUGACACGCCGUCUAACAUGGCUGCUUUUGCCUCCUACAGACCUAUGCCAAUGGGCAACAAUAACAUCUAUGUAGACUCGCCAGAUGGCUAUCUCCCGCCUUCGUUUCAGCCGCCACACAAUAUGCUCACCAUGAUGGGCCCUCCGGCUGGAUCAAGAACCGCCGCCCAUGAGAACCAGCCCGUUCAGCCGUAUAACUUCCAACCCAAUGGAGAAAUUGGCUAUUCACCACAGUUCACAUGGUAUCCUCAAAACGGGGAUUUUGAUCCAUAUUUUGCCGGGCGACCACCCGGCACGUUCGCCCCUCUGCCUCCAGCUGGUCCUGGAGUCUUGCCUAGCAAUGAUACCCAAAACCAACAACAAACAGCUCAAAAGAAGCUACUUCCAAAAGGUCUCCCGGCAACAGACCAACCAUCCCUCCCCACACCCGGUUCUUCCGUGUCUUCACCAUCGGCUGCCUCCCCUUCUCGGGAAAAGUCUUUGGAAAACCGCGCCCCGAAGUUUCAAAAAAUCGCCACCAGCACCCACGCAGAGAAUGGAGACGCACUAUACUUUCACUGGCCCGAAAUAUGCCUUGAUCAUCAAGCCUCUGUGCGAUCUGAUCAGGGCCAGACCCGUGCGGGGGGCCACAACGUUCGUGAAUUGAGAUGGGGUUCGGACACAUCGUUUGAUGCAAACAAAUUUGUGCCUCCAGUAAACCAACAGAGCCAUACCGUUGCCACGGACAAAUGGAUGGGCUGGAUUCCAAGCAUUGCUGCUCGACAGAUAGUGCCAGGCCUGUCUCGUCCUGGGGAUCAAGAUUCCGACGAAUCUGAUGACCCAGAAAACGACUUUGAUGAUCGACAGCAGACAAAUGAAGUGGAAGAAGAAACCCGUGGAGGUGGCCUCCACAGAAAACCUAGCCUUCUGCCCCUGGGUCGAGACUUACAGUCUACCGAAAAGCUUCGUCGGCGCGCCGAACGGAGAAAACAAGUCCACAAUACUUCGGAACGAAAGCGGCGCGAGCAACUAAACAAAGGCUUUCUGGACUUGUGUGAGAUCGUGCCGGGGCUUGACAUCAGCACACAUACGCGGAAGGAGAUACUUUUUCGCACUGCAGACUGGCUGGAGAAAUUCCUCCAGGACAACUCUUGUCUAAAAGACCAGCUAGACCGGCUAAAAAAUGCAGUCUAG